AUGCGAACUCGAUCGAGUCGGUCUACAGAGGACUUGGUCGAGCUAGACUUUACAACGGGUAGAAAGAGGGUUCAGAGGUCACAGAGGGUACAAGAGGAACCUGAGGUGCUUGUUGCUGAUACAAUGGAUGUACCAGAGGGGAAUGGAAACCCUUUGGGCAAUGGACUCGGUCGAGCUAGGCAAACUCGACCGAUUGGUCUAGGAGAUGCUCCAAACCGCCACCAACAGAGACAAGGGAUUGUUCCACCACCAGUGCAGAACCACAACUUUGAGAUCAAGCUGGGAAUGAUCAACCUUGUUCAGAACAAGAUGUUCCAUGGAUUGCCAAGUGAAGACCCCAUUGACCACCUUGAUGAGUUUGAUAGGCUUGUGAUUUGA
Molecule: messenger RNA, 378 nt
Organism: Microthlaspi erraticum
Lineage: Eukaryota; Viridiplantae; Streptophyta; Magnoliopsida; Brassicales; Brassicaceae
Source: the annotation of a GenBank genome assembly